ACGCUUCUUAAACCUCAGUCGCUCGAUAAAGGGUGACUCACAGUCCUUAUAACCUCGUCAAAACCCUAAAACCCAAUCCCUCUCUCCUUCUCCCCGCCUCUUAUUAGCAAACGGAGGUGCUCCAGCUUCUUAUCAUACGCACCCACAGCACAAUUUCUAGCGGCAACCAUGGUGUCACUGAAGUUGCAAAAGCGCUUGGCCUCUAGUGUUCUCAAGUGUGGCAAGGGCAAGGUCUGGCUUGAUCCAAAUGAAGCCAGCGAGAUCUCAAUGGCAAAUUCCAGGCAAAACAUUAGGAAGCUUGUGAAAGAUGGCUUUAUCAUCAGGAAGCCAAUGAAGAUUCACUCCCGUUCGCGGGCCCGUCGGGCUUUGGAGGCAAAGAGGAAGGGGAGGCACUCUGGAUAUGGUAAGCGCAAGGGUACGAGGGAGGCGAGGCUGCCAACAAAGGUGCUCUGGAUGAGGAGGAUGAGGGUGCUCAGGCGCUUGUUGCGCAAGUACAGGGAGUCCAAGAAGAUAGACAAGCACAUGUACCAUGACAUGUACAUGAAGGUCAAGGGUAACGUGUUCAAGAACAAGCGUGUGCUGAUGGAGAGCAUCCACAAGUCGAAGGCUGAGAAGGCGAGAGAGAAGACUCUCAGUGAUCAGUUUGAGGCCAAGAGGGCUAAGAGCAAGGCCAGUAGGGAGAGGAAGAUUGCCCGGAGGGAGGAGCGAUUGGCUCAGGGUCCUGGAGAAAGAGUGCCUGCAACACAAUCUGCACAGGGAGCCAAGAAAGGGAAGAAGUAAAAAAGAAAAGAAAAAGAAAGUAAAAAGUGAUGUUGCUGAUAUGAGUAGGGGCUGGUACUAAUCUGUUGGUGCUUUUAGUUAAUAUGUUGGAAAGUUGUUUUAUUUUUUUUUUAAAAAUCUUUCUGUAGUGUUUGAAAACCAGGAUUACUUUUGGGAGGUGCUCCCACUUUUGUUUUGUUCUUUUUAUUAAAUGGCAAGACUGUUUUGUUUGGAUCA
Messenger RNA from Magnolia sinica, 996 nucleotides. Its product is annotated as large ribosomal subunit protein eL19y. NCBI's taxonomy places the organism in Eukaryota, Viridiplantae, Streptophyta, Magnoliopsida, Magnoliales, Magnoliaceae. The record is from RefSeq and is a predicted model, not a curated record. The transcript has 5 exons. Gene Ontology annotation, cellular component: ribosome; cytosolic large ribosomal subunit. Gene Ontology annotation, biological process: translation. Gene Ontology annotation, molecular function: structural constituent of ribosome; RNA binding. The coding region runs from base 169 to 780 and encodes 203 amino acids.